Molecule: messenger RNA, 525 nt
Organism: Knipowitschia caucasica
Lineage: Eukaryota; Metazoa; Chordata; Actinopteri; Gobiiformes; Gobiidae
Source: the annotation of a GenBank genome assembly
AUGGACCCCGAGCUCCCGGAGGAGGCUGUGGGGAGGCGGGUGUCGUGUGGAGGGGAGCGGGCCACGGUGCGGUACGUGGGGCCGGUGCCUCCCACGGAAGGUGUGUGGCUCGGAGUGGAGUGGGACGAUCCAGAGAGAGGGAGACAUGACGGGGUCCACGGGGGAGUACAGUACUUCACCUGCAGUCCUGGUUCUGGGUCUUUCGUGCGGCCUCAGAAGGUGUCCUUUGGUCUGGACUUUGUCUCGGCGGUGCAGCAGGUCUAUCACACCGACACAGAGGAGAUCCUGACGGAAGACAUCUGCUUCUCCUCCAAGAGACUGGAGUGGGGCCGCCUGAAGGUCCCCAGCCUGCACAGUUCCACCUCCAUCCUCUUGAAUCGCUGUGAUGUGAACGGAGCAGGAGAGGGCGGAGCCAUCAGGAGGACCACCCCCAAUGUGCAAUGGUUGGACGUGAGCCGCAGUCUGAUUGGCCGCUGGGAGGAUGUAGCGGCGAUCAGAGUUACAAGACAAAAGCAAGCGCAAUGA